UUCGAACAAGCGCCCAUGUACAUUUAUGUCCUUACGUAUAUCGGCUACACGAUAGGAGCGCUAUUCGGCUACCUGCGCGACUUCUUGAGAGGCUGCGGACUGCAGAAAUGCACUAUCGCUACAGAAAGGGAAGAACAGAAAGACUUUGUCCCACUUUAUCAAGAUCUUGAGAACUUUUACAAACGAAACCUCUACGUGAGGAUAAGAGACAACUGGGACAGGCCUCUCUGCAGCGUUCCUGGACCGCAGUUUGAAAUGUUGGAACGUGUUUCCGAGGAUUACAACUGGACAUUUAAGUUCACCGGAAGGUCGAUCAAGAACAUAAUCAACAUGGGUUCCUAUAACUACCUCGGAUUCGCAGAAACUGAGCCUAGCGCUAUAAAAACGGUGUGCUCUAUGUUAAGUAAAUAUGGGGCCGGAGUUUGCAGCACAAGGCGAGAGAUGGGCAACUUGGAUAAACAUGUGGAGCUUGAAAAUCUGGUGGCACGGUUCCUGGGCGUGGAAGCAGCCAUGGCCUUCGGCAUGGGUUUCGCUACGAAUUCUAUGAAUAUCCCGGCGCUGGUUGGAAAGGGGUGUCUUAUUUUAAGUGAUGAGCUGAACCACAGUUCUCUCGUCCUGGGCGCCAGGCUGUCGGGUGCUACGAUCAGAGUCUUCAAGCACAACAAUACUCAAAGUUUAGAAAAGCUGCUGAGGGAAGCGGUGAUAAACGGACAGCCCCGGAGCCGGAGAGCCUGGAAGAAAAUCCUUAUUCUAGUGGAAGGCAUCUACAGCAUGGAAGGCUCCAUCGUACGCUUGCCAGAGAUCGUGGCACUGAAGAGAAAAUACAAAGCCUACCUCUACUUGGACGAAGCCCACAGCAUCGGGGCCGUUGGCCCGACAGGCCGGGGGGUUGUGGAGUACUUCGGAAUGGACCCUGAUGACAUCGACGUACUGAUGGGGACAUUCACCAAAAGCUUUGGAGCAUCUGGAGGCUACAUUGCCGGCAGGAAGGAACUAGUGGACUACAUACGGACGCACUCCCAUAGCGCCACAUACGCCGUAUCUAUAUGCCCACCCGUAGCAGAGCAGAUCAUAAGAGCGAUGAAAUCUGUCAUGGGACUAGACGGCACCACACAAGGACUUCAAAGAGUCCGGCAACUAGCAGAAAACACAAGGUACUUCAGAAGAAAACUGCAUGAGCUGGGCUUCAUCAUUUACGGCAACGAAGAUUCUCCUGUCGUCCCUCUGCUGAUCUAUGUGCCUGGGAAAAUUGGGGCUUUUUCAAGACUCAUGUUAGCAAAAAAUAUUGGCGUGGUUGUCGUGGGCUUCCCAGCAACUUCGCUCACAGAAUCCAGGGCUCGGUUUUGCGUCUCGGCUUCUCAUACUCGAGAGAUGUUAGACAAGGUUCUGCAUGCUCUGGAUGAACUUGGUGACUUUCUGCAUCUGAAAUACUCCCGGCACCCCAGGCCGCCUCGUCCCGAACUCUGCAAUGAAACAAGCUUUGAACUCCAAGAUUAAGCUCCUGUCCCAUGAAGAAAACACGUCACCGGGGGAAAUAAGGAAAUCUAGGAAGGCCUUGCUUCUUUUCUAAAGACAGUUUUUGCUUCUCUGUUAACUCAGUCAAGGGAAGCGCUGUUUGUGUAUUACCGGGUCAGAUUCUGUGAGCGAGAGACUGGAAUAUUGCCACAGGUUUAUCCCCCACUGAGAAAUAUGUAUUUUAUUAUUAUUAUUAUUAAUAUUAAUAUUAUUAUUUUUUGGUGCAAAGAAAAGACUGUUCUGUUAAGUCCGUCGCUACUAUGCAGCCACUGUGUGCCUUUUAACAGGCAGGUUUUGGAUAGUUCUUAAUAAUGGUUACAAUAAUUUUUUUUUUUAAACAAAAGAAUUACUUGCCGCAUAGAGUAUUUAAGUAAAAUCUCAUUUGUUGAAUUGGCUUUCACGUGCAGAAGGGGCCAUGGUGUCUUUGCUUCGUACAGGGAUUCAGCACCCUGAGAUGACCGGUGCUUGCGGGUGAGAGAAUGGCCGUUCGGGACCUGACCUGACGUUAGCCAUUUCCAGUGGACGGGAUAGGGAAGUUAAAAGUUCUUUUCCAGAUGGUGUUUCCAAAGAAAACACCUAUUGCGGCCUUCAGUUUGACAAGAAAGGGCAAGCCACAAGAUGCUUAGGUAUCCAUACAUCUCGGUUGUGAUUCUUACACAGUUAAUGCACUGAAAUCUUACAAAUAAAAACUGAAAUCCUUU
Molecule: messenger RNA, 2216 nt
Organism: Heteronotia binoei (common prickly gecko)
Lineage: Eukaryota; Metazoa; Chordata; Lepidosauria; Squamata; Gekkonidae
Gene: SPTLC3
Product: serine palmitoyltransferase long chain base subunit 3
Exons: 11
Coding region: 16-1497 (493 amino acids)
Biological process (GO): sphingosine biosynthetic process; ceramide biosynthetic process
Cellular component (GO): serine palmitoyltransferase complex
Molecular function (GO): serine C-palmitoyltransferase activity; pyridoxal phosphate binding
Source: RefSeq, a predicted model, not a curated record